GACGCACGACCAGGAAAAAUUGAAUAACGAGAAAAGAGACCAUUGCUUUGGCUGUCAAAAAUUCACACGUAAAUCUUAAGUUUGGAUCAAAAUUUCUAAAGUCAGCAAUUUUCAAUCUACCUCUAAUAAUUUGAAUAAUGUAAUUUUGAUUAAAAUUUAAAAGUCUCAACGUUGCACAUUAAAAUACCUAAUUAGAAAACAGAUUCUUCUUGCACAAGAUAGUCCACGACAGAGCGAUAUGAAUAGUGACACUCAGCCAGCAAAUACAUCUAAAUAUGAAAAAUUAAGAAAACCUAACACGCAAAUCAAUAGUUCUGACAAUUCCCAGGUAACCGAUGCUCCUCAAAUAUUUAAGAAUCUAAAUCAGUCUACUGAACGGAAACAGAAACCGGAUUCUAGUUUAACAUCAACGUCCCACAUCUCACCUUUAUCUACAAAACAUAUCUUAGCAGAAAAACAUCAUACUCGUAAAUUAGUGGAUAGUAAACAAGUCUCAGGACCAUUUCAUCAACUCGAUAAAAAGGCAUUCCUUCUCGAUACUUACGCCCGGAUCGUUGCUAGCAAUAACAGACGUUGUCCUAAGCGAUUACGCGAACUUGCUAAACCAAAGAGACAAGCUCGUAGCGCUCAAGAUGAUAACGUUGUGAAUUUCAAUUUAAACUACGGCCAUGUAACUAAGACUUACCGUACGGAAGACAAACACAAUUUAAAAGAAUUAAAGAAAUAGCUCAAUUAUCAUAAUAGAAUGUUUUAAACAAUUUCUCUGCGUGACUUGUGCAGUUUCAAACAACAUAAAAAAGUUCAAGAGCCAGAAAGAUAUUUAAAAAAAGAGUAUCCAAAAAAUUCAAAAAUUUUUUAGAUAAUUAUUUUUAAAUGUUCACAUUUUUCUAAGAUAAUAAAAAUAUCAUAAAAAUUUGUAACUUAUAAAAAAAAUUAUGAAAAAAACUAAUGCAAUAAAAUAAUUAAACUUUAUAUCUCUU
Molecule: messenger RNA, 980 nt
Organism: Solenopsis invicta (red fire ant)
Lineage: Eukaryota; Metazoa; Arthropoda; Insecta; Hymenoptera; Formicidae
Exons: 3
Coding region: 239-727 (162 amino acids)
Source: RefSeq, a predicted model, not a curated record